AUGCAAAUCUACACCAACGACAAGACCUCUCCCAGGUCAUUCCCGUGGCUCUGGUACCUGCGUCUGGUUGCCCUCGUCGUCACAUUGAUCGUGCUCGGCAUCACAGCGUCAAAUACUGCAACCUUUCUCGACAUAGGAUGCAAUGCACCGGGUAGAGUCAGCUACAAUCUCGCCGUCUCGAUCCUCUCCCUCAUCGCUCUCGUCUACUUCAUCCUCGCUUCGGGCCCAUCCCGCACCACCAGGCUUCUUCCAUGGUUCAUAUGGGGUCAGCUAGCCCUCGAUGCCCUCAUGUUCAUCUUCUGGCUCUCCGCCGCCGCGACCUCGAGCUAUAGCUGCACCGACUUAUGCAACGCUUGCGGCAUUCUCGAUGGAUAUGUCCUCUUCGACUCCGAGUCCUGCGAGUGCUCCGACUUUUUCUACAAACGAGACUAUUCUCCGAGGCGAGGGAACGUGCUGCAGCCGAGGAGGAGUCAUUCAAGCAGUCCCAGCUCAGGCUCAACUGUGGGUGGAACGAUAGCCGCGAAGCAGGCUUUUGAUGCCAUCAUGACGGUUCUCUUCGCCCUGUUCAUAGCUGCUGAUAUUUUCUGGGUCCUCAAAUCGCGCAGAUCUGGCACCGCUACAGCACCCGCUCCCACAAUCGGCGCGCCAAUGAAAAAUGAAGACGCUGGUAUGUCCGCAGGGGGAGGCGGAGCGCCAACAUAUACCCAGGAGCCCGGCUCCCAGUACAACUAUCCAAUGGCCCCCCAGGGCGGCUACACGGGCCAGCCAAUGCAGAACCAGGCCGGGUCACCCCAGCAGUCGAUGCCCCAGGAAGCAUACUCUGGAGGCCACUAUCCUCAAGGUCAACCUCAAUAUCCAAGCCAAACCUCAUAUCCUCAGGGCCAGCAGGUCCCAUUGCAGACGUAUCCUUCGCCACAAGGAGAGUACCCACCGCAAUACGGGGGCUCGGCUCCACAGCAAGCGAGCUAUCCUGAGCCCCGAGAUGGCGUCUCGGAGAUGCACUCGCCUACGGAACCGCCAAAGAUGAAUGAUCCGUAUCAUAUCUGA
This is a messenger RNA of Letharia columbiana, 1047 nucleotides long. RefSeq lists its product as uncharacterized. Bases 1 to 1047 code for a protein of 348 amino acids. The record is from RefSeq and is a predicted model, not a curated record. The transcript has 3 exons. NCBI's taxonomy places the organism in Eukaryota, Fungi, Ascomycota, Lecanoromycetes, Lecanorales, Parmeliaceae.